Molecule: messenger RNA, 1038 nt
Organism: Baudoinia panamericana UAMH 10762
Lineage: Eukaryota; Fungi; Ascomycota; Dothideomycetes; Mycosphaerellales; Teratosphaeriaceae
Exons: 1
Cellular component (GO): mitochondrion
Molecular function (GO): hydrolase activity, acting on acid anhydrides, in phosphorus-containing anhydrides
Source: RefSeq, a predicted model, not a curated record
CAAGAGAAAAAGGCCCCCUCCACCCCCCGGCCAUCCUCCAGCGUCCUCCUCGUCUCCCCCAACAACCAAGUCCUCCUCCUCCAGCGAGUCAAGCAGUCAUCAUCCUUCCCCUCAGCGCACGUCUUCCCCGGCGGCAACAUCUCCCCCUUCCACGACGGCCACCCUCCCACCCCGGAGUCCGUAGACCGGCAUACCGACAGCGAAAUUUACCGUCUAGCAGCGAUCCGGGAGACCUUUGAGGAAUCCGGCAUCCUCCUCGCCCGCAACAAUGGGUUUGGCCGGUUACUCGAAGUAUCCGAACCCGAGCGCGAGGAGGGCCGGCGUCUGGUCCACGAGAAUAAAAUCCAGUUUACGAAGUGGUUGGCGCAGAAGGGUGGGAGGGCUGACGUGGAGGGUCUGACGCCUUUUACCCGUUGGGUGACGCCGACGAAUGUGCCGAAGAGGUUCACCACGCAGAUGUACCUCUACUUCUUGCCCACGCUGACGGCGACGCCGCUUUCCGACUCCUCUUCCGCGGAUGGCGAUGGUGAGGGAGAGGAAGGGGUGCGGAUUCCGGUUCCGACGACCGAUGGCGGGCUCGAGCACACGACCGCUCGUUUCCUGCCCGCGUCCGUCUGGCUCCGCUUAGCACAAGAAGGCCGUAUUAUCCUCUUCCCGCCCCAGUUCUUCUUGCUGCAUCAGGUGGCGCAGCAUUUCGAUUCGUUACCCUCACCUACAGCUUACGGUCGUAUAUCCCGCUCACAGCUCCCGCGAGAGGAACUGGAAGCAAGGCGGAAACGGUUACUGGAGUUUGUGAAGACGACCGGCGAGCCAGUAUGGACGGAGAAGUGCAUCUCCCCCACCGUCAUGGCGCCGAGGGGUGGGAAGAGGAGAGAGGAUGGACGGGUGAUUUUGGGGUUGAAUCGUCCUGGUCCCGAGCUGGAGGCUGCGAAGACGGGGCGGAGGGGUGUUGGUGAGGAGUGUGUGCUGGUGGAGUUUCGGAAGGAAGGGCCGAGGAGGUUGGCGGUGAUAUCGAGAGAAGAGGCGAUUGGUGGGGGG